AUGUCGCUCUUCUCCACCAUGUCGCUGUACGCCUUGACGGUGAAGCAGCCAUCCGCGACACAGGAUGCCAUCUCCGGCGAUUUUCUCGGCAACGGCAAGCAGCAGAUUCUCACGGCGAAUGGCUCGCGGCUUGCCAUCCUGGAGGUUUCGCGGCGGCAGAAAGGCUUCCAAGAGAUCUAUUCCCAGGAUGUCUUUGGCAUCAUCCGCCGCAUAGCCAAGUUCCGGCUUGCAGGCGGCACCAAAGACUUCAUAGUCAUAACGACCGAUUCGGGCCGCCUAGUCACAUACGAGUAUAUGCCCGAGGAACACCAGUUCAGGACAAUACACUUCGAAACGUUCGGCAAGUCAGGCAUCCGUCGAGUUGUGCCGGGAGAAUACCUUGCCGUGGACCCGAAAGGGCGCGCCAUCAUGGUUGCAUCAACGGAGAAGAACAAGCUGGUCUACAUCCUCACUCGGAGCGGCCAGACGCGCAUUGCCAUUUCCUCUCCUCUCGAAGCGCAUAAGCCCAUGACGCUCGUAUACUGCCUCAUUGGCCUGGACGUGGGCUAUGACAACCCCAUGUUCGCUGCGCUCGAGCUCGAUUACUCCAACGCGGAAGCUGACCCCACGGGAGAAGCCUACCACGAGCUGAAGAAGGAGCUGGUCUACUACGAGCUAGAUCUCGGCCUGAACCACAUUGUUCGAAAGUGGUCUGAACCCGUCGAUCGUACGGCACACGCUCUCUUUCGCGUGCCGGGUGGCCCUAAUGCGCCGAGUGGAGUCUUGUGCUGUGGCGAGGACAACAUCAGCUACCGGCGCAUAUUCAACAAGUCGUCAAGCGUGCACCGAUUGGCCAUCCCGCGCCGAGAAGGAGCCACCGAGGAUCCAAACCGCAAGCGCAUCAUCGUAACAGGGACACUGUAUACGCUCAAAGGUGGCGAGUUCUUCUACCUGUUGCAGACCGACGAUGGCGACGUGUUUAAGCUCACCGUCGACGUGCGCAGUGCCGUCGUCUGGAAUAUAAAGAUCAAAUAUUUUGACACCAUUCCCAUCGCGACAAGCAUUUGCAUUCUGCGAGCUGGCUUCGUGUAUGCCGCCUGCGAAUCUGGAGAUAGGGUCCUGUACGAACUCGAAUCUCUCGGCGAGGAGACAGAGGAUCCUGUGUUCGAGAGCACGCAGUUUCCUGUCGACCCGCUUGCGGACUAUGCCCCACCCUUCUUCCAGCCGCGCUCGCUUGUCAACCUUACGCCGGUAGAGACAAUUCCCAGCCUGAAUCCGAUCAUGGACAUGGAGGUGUCGAACCCCGCUAUGGAGGAUGCACCCCAAGUUUACACAGUGAACGGCGCUGGCGGUCGGAGUUCAUUCAGAACGACUAGGAAUGCGCUGGAGGUUCUCGACCUCAUCGAGUCGCCGCUGCCACAGACCGCAUCCCAUGUGUGGACCACGAAGCUGACAGUCGAAGACGAGACAGACACGCUCAUCAUUCUUUGCUUACAUAGCAGGACCCUCGUCUUGAAGAUCGGUGACGAUGUCGAGGAAGCUUCAAACACUGGUUUUAUGGCGGAGACGAAUACACUCGGUGUGCAGCAAUUUGGCGAGGAUUGCGUCAUUCAAAUACAUCCCAAAGGCAUCCGCCACAUCCAGGGCAUCCAGUUCCCCGACGGUGACGCGGCUGCUGUAAACGUUAGCCUUACCGACUGGCACCCGCCGGCCCAUCGAACAAUUGUGGCCUGCGCAACCAACAACCGCCAGGUUGCGAUCGCGCUCAGCUCGGGGCAAAUUCUCUACUUCGAGUGCGACUCUGAUGGGUCGCUUGCGAUGGCAGAAGAAGAGGUCAUUUUGGACAGCACAAUCAACUGCCUUGCCAUACCUGACGUCCCGGAGGGCAGCGUGCGAGCCAUCUUCAUGGCCGUUGGUUGCAGCGACCAGACGGUCCGGAUAUACAACCUCAGCCCGGACAUGGAAGGCAAUAUUUUGAGGAGCAUCUCAGUCCAGGGUCUGUCUUCGCCGCCCAGCGGCCUCACCAUCAACUACAUGAGCGACAAGUCACCGCGGGGCUAUAGCCAGUACCUCCAUAUCGGCCUUCGAAGCGGCGUCUAUAUCCGGUCUGCCUUGGACGAGAUGACGGGAGAUAUUGGCGAUACCCGAAGGCGCUUCCUUGGUCCCGAGCCUAUCACCUUUGCGCGUGUCAACGCAGCAGGCGAACCCGCGGUUCUAGCCAUGACGUCCCGACCUUGGCUCGCUUAUACACAUCCGCGCACUGCUGUGCUUCAGCUCACUCCCGUGAACUAUAUUCCGUUCAAGUCUGCCUGGAACUUCGAAGGCUCAGCGUUCAAGGGCAUCAUUUGCGUGAGUGCUAGCGAGCUGAGGAUCUUUACAUUCAACGAUCUGCACGACAACACGACAUACGAAGCGAUUGCGCUCAAGUACACCCCACGAAAGCUUGUCGGUAACCAUGAACUAGGCGUUUUCUAUGUGAUUGAGAGCGAGAACAAUACUAUGAGCGCCGGCACCAGGAAAGGCCUUAUCGACCAGUCACGCGCCCAGGAGAAUGGUGUUGACGGUACCAUGAAUCCCGAGCAGACAAACGGUGAUAUGCUCAAUGGGCACGGAGCUGACGAACUGCCACCGGCGGAGUUUGGAUACCCAAGGGCGCAAGGUCGGUGGGCGUCUUGCAUUCAGGUCGUGGAUCCUGUAAGUGAGAAGGCUGUCGUUCAUACGGUCGAGCUGGAAGAGAACAAGUCAGCUGUAAGCGCAGCAAUGGUCUACUUCGAGAGCCGCCCAGAGGAUAUUUGCCUUGCCGUCGGGACUGCCAAGGACCUUCGCUUUACACCCUACAAGUACAGCACUGCUUCGAUCCAGCUUUACAAGAUCUCGCCGAAUGGUAGGGAGCUUGAGUUGCUGCACGAGACGGAGGUACCUGAGCCUCCGUUGGCUCUCCUCGCUUUCAAAGGCAAGCUUAUUGCUGGCAUCGGUUCGGAUCUUGCUCUUUACGACUGUGGUAUGCGUUCUCUGCUUCGUAAAGCCAUGACUCCGAACUGCGUGCCGACCCGGAUCACGGGCCUCAAGACCCAGGGCAGCCGACUCGUCGUCUCCGAUCAGGCUCAGUCCGUUACCUACGUUGUCCAUAAGGAUCAAGUCCAUCCGAAUCGACUCAUUCCCUUCGCCGAUGACACCGUGGCUCGCCACACCACGUGCACGGAUAUGUUGGACUAUGAGACUACUGUUGGGGGUGACAAGUUCGGCAACAUAUGGCUAGUGCGAUGUCCGGCCAAGGUCUCGGAAGCGUCUGACGAGUCGCCGGAUGGCCUGAACCUUCUGCAGGACAAGGGCUACCUGGGCGGCACCGCCAACCGCCUCGAUUUAGUCAGCCACUACUUCGCUAACGACAUCCCAGUCGCUAUCCAGAGGACUAUUCUUUUGUCUGGCGGUGAGCGCGUCAUCUUCUGGGCUGGUCUCCAAGGCACGCUUGGUGCACUCAUUCCCUUCUCAUCGCGUCGCCAGCACAAGAUGUUUCAGCAGCUUGAGUUGCAGCUCCGGAUCGACGAUACGCCGCUGUCGGGCAGGGACCAUCUAGCAUUCCGCAGCUAUUUCACGCCCAUCAAGAGCUUUAUCGACGGAGACCUCAUCGAGCGAUUCUUGGUCUUGAGCAGGGACAAGCGCGAGAGCAUAGUCGGACACUUGACGGGCAACUGGACGUCGGAGAUGGUGGACGAGGCCAUCUGGAAUAUGAGAGGACUCUACGCAUUCUAA
Messenger RNA from Trematosphaeria pertusa, 3732 nucleotides. RefSeq lists its product as uncharacterized. The coding region runs from base 1 to 3732 and encodes 1243 amino acids. Gene Ontology annotation, cellular component: nucleus; U2 snRNP. The record is from RefSeq and is a predicted model, not a curated record. Lineage: Eukaryota; Fungi; Ascomycota; Dothideomycetes; Pleosporales; Trematosphaeriaceae. Gene Ontology annotation, molecular function: protein binding; U2 snRNA binding. Gene Ontology annotation, biological process: mRNA splicing, via spliceosome. The transcript has 3 exons.